GUAGCUGUGUUACAUCUAGAUCAUAUGAGAGCCAAAACACAAUAUGUGAAACUAAUAAAGAAAUGGACGAAUGAACUCAGUUUAAAUGGUCGUCUUAUCUUCUAUAAUAGAUUGAUAUUGAUAGUUUUAAUUGGAGAUUCUGAGGAUAUUAAGGUA
Messenger RNA from Lottia gigantea (owl limpet), 156 nucleotides. RefSeq lists its product as hypothetical. The transcript has a single exon. Gene Ontology annotation, biological process: positive regulation of hypoxia-inducible factor-1alpha signaling pathway; positive regulation of protein sumoylation. The annotation marks the transcript as partial. NCBI's taxonomy places the organism in Eukaryota, Metazoa, Mollusca, Gastropoda, Lottiidae. The record is from RefSeq and is a predicted model, not a curated record.